This is a messenger RNA of Leptomonas pyrrhocoris, 1872 nucleotides long. Its product is annotated as phosphatidylethanolaminen-methyltransferase-lik e protein. Bases 124 to 1872 code for a protein of 582 amino acids. The record is from RefSeq and is a predicted model, not a curated record. NCBI's taxonomy places the organism in Eukaryota, Euglenozoa, Kinetoplastea, Trypanosomatida, Trypanosomatidae. The transcript has a single exon. Gene Ontology annotation, biological process: phosphatidylcholine biosynthetic process. Gene Ontology annotation, molecular function: phosphatidylethanolamine N-methyltransferase activity.
GAAGGGCGGUGCUGCGUUCUCGAGAAGAGCACUACUUCCACACUACAUUAAUUCACAUCUUCUUCAUCGACGUUUCAGAACACACACGCACACGCGUUCUUCACCUAGCGCAUCACAACGGAAAUGGCAACCGAGGGAGUUUCCGCGCCUGAGAAGGUGUCGUCGACGUCCUCUGCGGACGAGGAGAGCUACGGCCUGUUGUACGACGGCACUCGGUUUCGCGUUCCUGACACGAUGUCGGUCAUGACGGCGCUUCUGACUCCCAAGUCGUGGAAGAGUCCGGCGACGCUGAUUUGGGUUGCGGCGUGGUUUUCGGUCGGCAUGACAGGCGUUUUUUACUUCAACAAGACGCUGCCGCUGUGGUUCUUUUGUGCCCAAUUUGCAUUCUGGCGUCUGGUGUACAACAUCGGCAUCGGGGCGAUCCUCCACUACCAGUCGCGGUACGGCUCCUUUCUCAAGUUUUACCGUCGCACCGUCCACGGCCACUCGUGGAUGCAGCGCCUUCUUGAGGCCUCGAUCGUGUUCGAAGACAACACUGAGUACAAGGUGUCAAAGUUCCCCGACGAGUUCAACGCGUGGAUGCUCUUUCGCCAGAUUGAAAAUGUCGUUCUGGCCAACGACCUCAUCUCCUACUGCGUGCUCUCGGUGGUGUGCUGCGAGAAGCUAAGCCUGACGUCACCGGUCGACCUCCUGUGCUUUGUCUUUGGCUGCGUCACCAUCGCAUUUGCGCUGUGGAGCAAGUCCGAUGCACACCGCGUCGUCGGCGACUUUGCGUGGUACUGGGGCGACUUCUUCUUUCUGCUCGACAAGAAUCUCACCUUUGACGGCAUCUUUCAGAUGUUCCCGCACCCCAUGUACACCGUCGGCUACGCCUUCAUGUACGGCGUGCCUGUGAUGACCAAGUCGUACACGCUUUUCUACAUGAGCGUUUUUGGCCACCUCUGCCAGCUGGCGUUUUUGGCCUUUGUCGAGAACCCGCACAUCGACCGCACCUACAACGUGUUGUCCUCGCCCACGCCCGAGGAGCAGCAGCGCAACGCGGUUCUGUACGGCAACGGCAAGGACGCGUAUCUGGAGCACAAUGAGCUGGUGGUGUUUCUGCACUUCAAGGUCUUCCGCGCCAGCGACCUGUUGCUCGCUCUGACAGUCAUCUACCUUCUUGCCACGCUUCUACUGCCCCUCCCGCCGUGGCUCUACGCGGCGCACGUGGUGGCGUGGCGGCUCUUCCAUAACGGUUUCCUCGGGUAUCUUCUCAAGAUGGAGUCGCAGGAGAAGUGGUUCUCGCGGCAUUACGCGGACCCGCAGGCCGCCUUCAACAACUGGAAACGCAUUUACAACGCGAGCGUCACCAUCACGAACUUGUCGUACUGCCUGUGUGCGAUCAAGUACUUCACGUGGGUGAUGCCGCUCUUCGGCGGCGGCGAGGCGCGCUACUUUGUGAUGAUGGUCGGCGCUUUACUCGUUGGUAUCAACGCGUACGUGAGUUUGAGCAUCUACGAGGCGAUCGGUGACUACGGUUACUUCUACGGCGACUUUUUUAUCGAGGAUGUUCCCGCGAGGCUCAAUUACAGCGGUGUGUAUCGCUACCUUAACAACCCCGAUUCGUCUCUUGGCAUGUCGGCCUACUACGGUGUCGCACUCAUUUCAGGCAGCCCCACGGUGCUGGCCGUUGCGAUCAUCUCCCACUCCUUCGCGAAGCUCUUCGAGUUGGUGGUCGAGAAACCGCACAUGCGGAAGCGCUACGGCGAUCAGCUGCGAGUAGCGGGCGGCAUGCAGACCGAGCUUAUCCGGCGCAUGAAGAUCUCAAAGGCAGAGUACGUAAAGAAGAUGCGCGCGUUGCGUGCCAAACUGGACCGUAAGAAGGCAGAAUAA